Messenger RNA from Brienomyrus brachyistius, 3125 nucleotides. RefSeq names its product RAB10, member RAS oncogene family (gene rab10). NCBI's taxonomy places the organism in Eukaryota, Metazoa, Chordata, Actinopteri, Osteoglossiformes, Mormyridae. The transcript is spliced from 6 exons. Gene Ontology annotation, biological process: cellular response to insulin stimulus. Gene Ontology annotation, cellular component: insulin-responsive compartment; recycling endosome; Golgi apparatus. Gene Ontology annotation, molecular function: GTP binding; GTPase activity. Bases 439 to 1044 code for a protein of 201 amino acids. The record is from RefSeq and is a predicted model, not a curated record.
GGGGGAACUCCGUCCGAAGGCGGCGGUUUCUCCUCUGUCUUUACGGUAAAUUUAAAGGAGGUGAAUUUAACUGUAGCUCCUGAUACCGGACCGAAAACUGUGGGCUGGCAUGUCGGGCAGCGCUAGGAAUCAGAACUAGCGUGCUAGCCAGCUAGCCGGGUGAAGGAGUAAGUCGGCCAGAGAGGAGGGGGGCGCCAUUUUGUCCCAGCAGUGCGUGAGAGAGGCUGGGAAAGGGAGACGCCGCUGGCUGAGAAAUACGGCCUGAGGCCCGGCUCCACUUCGGGAAGGCGCAUCAGUCAGAGGGACCCCGGCACCGCCUGGCCAUCAGGGCGGCCAGGCUGAUCGUAACGCGCAGCGUCGGCCUAUUUGUACACGCCAGCUCGGCGGCUUCGCCUGCUCCCCAAACCGGCUCCUUGUGGCUUCGCGACCGGAGGCUCCAUGGCGAAGAAAACGUACGACCUGCUGUUCAAGCUGCUGCUGAUCGGAGACUCGGGCGUGGGCAAGACCUGCGUGCUGUUCCGUUUCUCCGACGACGCCUUCAACACCACCUUCAUAUCCACCAUAGGAAUUGAUUUCAAGAUAAAAACUGUUGAACUACAAGGAAAGAAGAUCAAACUGCAGAUUUGGGAUACUGCAGGACAGGAGCGGUUCCACACCAUCACCACAUCCUACUACCGGGGUGCCAUGGGAAUCAUGCUCGUGUAUGACAUCACCAAUGCCAAGAGCUUUGAGAACAUCAGCAAGUGGCUCCGGAACAUUGACGAGCAUGCAAAUGAAGACGUAGAGAGGAUGCUGCUAGGCAACAAGUGUGACAUGGAGGACAAGCGGGUGGUGGCCAAGACAAAGGGAGAGCAGAUCGCUACAGAACAUGGCAUUAGGUUUUUUGAAACGAGCGCCAAGGCUAACAUCAACAUCGAGAAGGCAUUCCUCACGUUAGCAGAAGACAUACUUAGAAAGACGCCUGUCAAAGAGCCCAACAGUGAAAACGUAGAUAUCAGCAGUGGGAGUGGGGUCACAGGAUGGAAGAGCAGAUGCUGCAGUUGAAUGUCCUCUCUUCCCCCCCCCUUCACCCCCACUCUCUUGAACCACUGCAUCUGUCUAAAUCUAACACCUUGGCAUUUCUCUUUCUGACCCUUAGACCGUCUUUCUCUUCUGUUCAUGACUGCUUGUUGCUGACAAUAUAACUUUUAUUUCAAAAAUGUAUAAAGAAAUCAUGUCCAGUUUGUCACUUAUUUUAAAGGUUUCAAGUCACUCCCCACUACAUUAUUGUUUUCUUUAUUUUUAUAUUAGUCUGUACUCAACCUCAAGGAAGCCAUCAGGAUAAAACAAGAAAACAAAUGUAGAAUUUAACUUUUGUACGAUAGUGGGUUUUUGUUUAUACGUAUUAACUUCUUGGUCAUGAACUUACAUACACAGGCGAGGAAGCGAUGAGAAGAAUGUCUGUAGAUCUUGCUUGACCUUUGAUGGGUGGGAUGUAUUUUGUCCUGUGCCUUAAAUGGAGUACAGCAAAUCACCUGUAGAGGGAGCCUCUUGCAUCACACACCUAUAGUUAGUAUCAUAACUGUUGCUUUCUCCUCCAUGAACCUGUCAAUGUGGGAAAGUUGUAAGGAAGGGAUGCAGAAAGGUUCGAGUUUCUUUUACUGGGUCUGUACAGACCGCCUCCCACACUUUUUAACCAGUGGCUAUAUUUCUUACGAUUUUUGCAUUUUUUUCCCCUUUUUUGUUCUUGAGGGUAUUUUGCAUGGAAGUGUUUUAUUUCAAAUUGCUUGAUGUGUGACUCAAUAGUAUUAAAAAGUCUUAGACCCAGGUGGAAACCAAAUAUGAUGCCCAGAGCUGUUCAGCAUGAUCUCUUACAGACAUGGAUUUCCACGUCGUUUCCUUCAAGUCUGAUGGGUAACAAAGUUAAGGAAGCAACGCGGAUCCAACAGACAUCUUACAGUGUUGAGGGAAAAUUCUAGUAGAAGGAUUCUUUGUGUUUGGUUCUGUGCUGGGUGCUGGUUCAAUUUAUUCCUGUUAAAUCCCUAAAAGGGCUUUAAGCCCAAGCUUGGAAGUUGAAACUACUCACUCAUCUGUGCAUUGCAUUUUGGGCCUGUUGCCCUAAUGAAAGGGCUGAAGUGAUCUCAGCUUUUGUGAGCACUGCAGAGCGACUUUGGCUCUGUAACAGGUUUUCUUUAGUGUGAGAUUCCUGUUCCUUGCACGGCACGCAGCUCCGGUCCGGUCCCUCCUUCCCUGCCUUCCGUGGGCAUAGGGGCAUACAAGUGUCACGUGACGGUGUCUGCUGAGGGAGCAGCAACCUGCAGGAGUUUGCUAGUCCGUUUUGAUUUUAUUUCUGAGAAGAGUAAAUAAAAAAAAAAAAAAAACAGUAUUUGUCUUAGUGUUGCUGUUUGCGUUCGAGUCUAAGGGACUAUUCACCUGCCCGUUAUUCAGGUUACAAGUCAGACCUUAAAUGUUUUAUUUAUUUGUUAAUCAAACCUUGACAAAGCCUUAAAGAAUCUCUGUUUAAAUGUCUGAUGUAUGCUAAGUUUGCUUUCAUUUGUUAGGCUCCUCCAUGUGGGUGAAAUUAUUAGGGGUAACUUAAACUGGGUGAGUACAGAGAAUUGUGCAAAUACAGGGAUGUUAUGGAUGGAUAAAAGCGAACCCACAACGCUUAUGAGUCUCUUCCAUAGAAGUAUGGAAAACUGGUGAGAAAAUAGUGAUCUUAGCCACUUAUCCAGUACAGGGUAUGGAAAAUGGAUAGUUAAAGGGACAUUUUGCUUUCGUGAUACCCGUAUGCACAAUGAAAAUGGGAGAAAUCGAGGGAUCGUGAUUGACGUGCCUUUGAAAGAAGGUGGUGGGAUCAGCAUGGCAGGUCUGUUCUACCCAAGUUCUCCCAAGACGUCACCGGCAACCGACGUCCGUGUCGUACAACUUUAACUGAAAUAUAGUCACGUAAAACUAGGCAAAUUUCCAGAUGCUCUUUUAGAUCAAUCUAUCCCCUUAACCCCCCUUGUUUCAUGUUCAUAGUAUUCUGCUCAUUUUUUGCUGUAUUUUACUAAAAUACCAGAAGAGUGAAUUUGACUUUGACAUGUGGUGUUAACAUUGCUUCCAUAUUUCUGACUUCAAUAAAAACUCACUUUGUACAGUAA